Molecule: messenger RNA, 375 nt
Organism: Cetraspora pellucida
Lineage: Eukaryota; Fungi; Glomeromycota; Glomeromycetes; Diversisporales; Gigasporaceae
Source: the annotation of a GenBank genome assembly
AUGAAAGAACUAUUAUGUGAAUAUAGUAGCAAUGAAAUUCCUAUUAUGAUUAUUGCCAAUAAAUGUGACAGAAAUGAGCAUAAAAAUAGAGACGACCUUUUAAAAGAAGUUAAAUAUUAUUUUGGAGAGGAAUUAAAUAUCUUAGGAAAAGAGUUUUUAUUUGAUAAAACCUCAGUUAGGGAAAAGACUAGUGCUAGUCUCAAUAAAAUCUUAGAAGAAAUCAAAGGUCUGAAAGAAUUGACCUCUCCAAGUAACCAAUUCAAAUCUAUGACGCAAUAUGCAAUGCGGUUAUAUUCAUUUGAGAUCCCGAGUUAUAAUAGUCGAGAACAAAUAGAAGGAUUGACAAGUGAAGAAAUAACCCCAUUUUUAUGUCUU